UCAAUUAUUGUUAGUGUGACAAUGCACAGAUCGAGUAGUCUAUAACAAGCAGCAGUCAGCAGAAAGGCAGCUCGCCAAGCUCGGUGGAUCUAGAGCAGCACAAUGACCACCACCGGCGCCGGGAAGGACGACGUCGAGGGCCUGAAGCAGGCAAUGGCGGCCGGCGCGGGCAUCGCCGACCUCAUCCCUUCGCUGCCCCUCGAGACGAGGUGCCAGCCGUUCCUCCUCCGUCAGCUCGGCGGCUUCUGGCUGCCCGAGAUGUUCCUUCCCGGGGUCGCCGCCGCGCACGCGCGCUUCAAGCCCAGGCCCGACGACGUCUUCCUCGCCAGCUUCCCCAAGUCCGGCACGACCUGGCUCAAGGCACUCACCUUCGCUACGCUCAACCGGGCCCACCACCCGCCGUCCGACCCUGACCACCCACUCCGGCUCCAAAGCCCCCACGACUGCGUCAGCUUCUUCGAGCUUCCCUUGGCCCUCGCUGCGGCCAGCAGCAACGGCGGCGGCGGAGGGGACAGGGAGGAGGAGGAAGAAGCGUUCGCGGCGCUCCCUUCGCCGCGCGUGCUCGCCACCCACCUGCCCUACCACCUCCUGCCGGAGCGCAUCACCGCGGAGAGCUCCGGCUGCCGCGUCGUCUACGUCUGCCGGGACUCCAAGGACGCGUUCGUAUCCGCGUGGGUGUUCACCAAGAAGACAGCGGCCGCAAAGGCCGCCGCCGGCGAGGCCCCGCCGCCGCCGCCGUACCCGCUCGAGUCAGCGUUCGAGCUGUUCUGCGACGGCCGCAGCGUCGGCGGCCCGCAGUGGCUGCACGUGCUCGGGUACUGGGAGGCGAGCCUGCGGCGGCCGGACAGGGUGCUCUUCCUUCAGUACGAGGACAUGCUCCGGGACCCGGCGAGCAGCGUGAGGAAGCUUGCCGAGUUCUUGCGCUGCCCGUUCUCCGGCGAGGAGGAGGCGGCGGGCGCGGUGGGCGCCGUCGUGGAGCUCUGCAGCCUGGGCAGCCUCCAGGGGUCCAAGGGGAACCGGAGCGGCAAGACGAAGGAUAUGAGCAUCGACAACGGGCUGUUCUUCCGGAAGGGCGAGGCGGGGGACUGGCGCAACCACCUGUCGCCGGAGAUGGCGGCGCGGCUGGACCAGAUCGUCGGCGAGGCGCUGCAAGGGUCGGGGCUCACGUUGGGUGGCGUCGCCGGCGCCGCGCGCGACGACGACGACGACUCUGCGUGAGCCGCCGGCACGUUUGGCGACAUGCAGAUGCAAAUGCAGGUGACGCUGGAACUGGUAUUCACUCGCGUGAUUCCUGAGCGUUUUGCUGAGUAAAUGGGGGUGCUAUGCGCACCUCCAAGGCUCAGAACCAGAAUAAGUUUACUCAACAUGCAUGUAUGUGCGAGCGACUUUGUUUUAAUCUCAUAUGCCUAUGCCUUGUUAAUUCCAUCAUUGGCUUAAAAACUCAAGCAUAAAGAAAACGUCUUCCUUUUCAGUUUUCACCUAUGAAAGGAUUUGCUCCUAAAUCUUAUUUGUA
Molecule: messenger RNA, 1513 nt
Organism: Panicum virgatum (switchgrass)
Lineage: Eukaryota; Viridiplantae; Streptophyta; Magnoliopsida; Poales; Poaceae
Product: cytosolic sulfotransferase 5-like
Exons: 1
Coding region: 103-1218 (371 amino acids)
Biological process (GO): sulfation
Cellular component (GO): cytoplasm
Molecular function (GO): sulfotransferase activity
Source: RefSeq, a predicted model, not a curated record